AUGCCGCCGCACGUCAUCCGGUUCCUCGACCAGGACGCGAGGGACCACUCGCACAUGCCGCUGGUCGACGAGCAGGCGGGCCCUCUGCUCGCCGGGGCGCCCAAGAGGGCGAGCCCGGACCUGGUCGGCGGCACCUACGGCACGAACCGGCACCACGAGCCGCGCGGCCGGCCGGCCGGCGCGGCGCGAGCACGGAUGGCACUAGAAACGAUGGAUGCAUUGACUUGCCUUGCUUGCCCGAAGGAGGCGGAGGACGGAGACGCUGAGGAGGCGGCGCCGGGCUGCGGCCUGGAGCAGCGGCAGGAGGAGCUGGAAGAGUACGAGGCGCUCCCCACGAACGAGAUGGAGGCGUUCGGCGAUGACGUCGAGGACGCCACGAGGUGGGUCGAGGACGUGAUGAAGAUCCGCGGUCCAGCGAGGAGGAGGCUGUGUUGUGCGAAGCGGGUCGUCGAGAAGCUCUGCUCGCUCCUCGACGCCGACAUGAAGAGCACGACCGAGCAGGCCAAGGCCGCCCUGAAGUUCUGCGGCGUCCCGCCGCCAUCGUCCCAGGACCUGCCAGCUGACCUGGAGGUGCUGCUGCAGCAGCUCGCGGAGUUCCUCCGCGUCUUCAAGCAGUACUGGGGAGAGGUCAACCGGGACAUCUCGAGCUACCAGCAGCUGUUUAGCGGAGGCAUCGCGGCCCCGAAGGCGCUCGAGCGCUCGCCCGGCGGCCGCAAGGCCCACCCGGAGGUCCUGUGGGCCAACGAUCAGCCAGCCUGCGAGCGCAGGUGGCUGAGGCAGAGAGGUUCAGAAAUGACUGUCGCCUUCGUUGCCGGCAGAAACCUCGAUACCACAAGCCCCGAGGUGCUCGCGACAGUUCGCCGCGUCCAGGCCGUCGAUGUACUGCUCCUGCGCCCCCUCGUCGACAUGCAUCGUGGAGCUUGCCGGUGGGCCCAGCGGUACUGGAGGUCGGACGCGAACUCGUGGGAUCCACAACGAGCGCUGCUGCUGGCGUCAAACUGUGAUAUCGUGGCCUCGAGCCCUGGCAAGAUGGCGGAGAGCGCUGGCGUGCCGUGCUCUGCUGCGGCAUAUACCGUGGAGGCGCGCGUGGAGAAGGACGGCGUUUUCACGACACUUGUGCUCGCCAUGGGCGGGCGGCCAGAGCGUGCGGAGCAGGUGGAGCCGCGCGUCGGGCCAGCGGCGCGCCUUCUCGCGGCCCGCGCCGCGCGCCUGCCGCGCGGGGCGCUCGGCAACACUCUCGUGUUCCCGAAAUUCGAGUCAAGUAUGUUGGUGCGGGUCGCCAUGUGCUCCAUGGACGUGCAGGAAGCCCCGACCCUCGUGAUCCUCCUCGCCAUGGCGCCAGGGAGCAGCACCGUUGCCGCGAGGGCGGGGUCACGCCGGCCCCCGCGGCGCGCCGCCAUGUUCUGCUGCUGCUGGGACCCCCCGCGGCCGGAGGCGACGGAGGCGGACGGCGCCGCCAAGGGGGCAGAGCUCGACACCACCGCGGCCGACGCGGCCAUCGAGGGCGGCGCGGAGUUCAGAAAACAGGGCAGCGGCACGAUCCGGGUCCUGCGGACCCCCGCCGACCAGGCGGGCUUCCUGAAGGAGUUGGCGACGGGCAAGCGACUGCUGCACCUCAGGGGCUUCUCCGAGGGAUACCAGCAGCUGGAGCAGCAAAAUGCUGAGGUUGCUGCAGAGCAGAAGCAGCAAGCCAUCGACGCCAUGAUAGCCUUCAACCCAGACUACUUCGUAGUAGACGGAGAAGUGUUUGGCAGUGGCUUCCAGUAUUACGCGAAGGCUUGCUUGGAGACCACAAAGACCUUCAUGGUGCCCGCCUCGCUCAUCUGGUUGGCGAGCGCCGCGGACGGGCGGACGCGCCGGGCCGAGAGCUGGGCAGACCAGGGCUUCGCCGUCACCGUCUGGCUCCUGCCGGAGGACCAAAUCUCCGCGCGGCUGGACCGCACGUUCGGCGCCUCGGCGUCUGCGGCGCUGCGGCCCCUCGACGCGACCGCCAGAGGUGGCCUGAAGCUCUUCGAGGACAGCGCCAGUGCCCCGUCGUGGUUCAGGAGUUUGCAGAUGACCCUGAAGGCGGAGCUCCAGGAUGUGGAGAGGCGGAGCAGCGCCCAGUACUUCCAGAAAAGCAGCUUCGAGGCCGCCGCGAGAAGCGGGACCGCCAUGGACCUCGUCCGCGGCGCGCAGGGCGCCUUCGACUCCACCGCUGGCCUGCAGGGCGUGAUGUGCAUCGGCGGCGGCGAGAGCCGACCCAGGUGCAAUUUUCAUGAACGGCGAGAGCGGGAUCCGAGAAAGCGAGGUGGCGAUCCACACGUUCAAGCCCGCGGUGGGGGAGCCCACGGUGCUGCUGCCGAGCGUCGGCACUUCCUUCUGCGUGGAGGACAUGGGAGACUGGAUGCGCCAGAUCUCCACUGGCACGGCGCACUCGUACCGGCCCUCCGCGGCAGAGAUCAAAGUACGCAUGGCAAGCGUGGGAGAGGACGACGAGGCCGAAGCUGCCGACGAGGAGGCGGAGAACGGCUGCGGGGAGUCCGCUCCUCUCGCCAGCAGCUCCGCGCUGCCAGGUGUCACCUCGAAGAAAGGCAGCACCCUCGCAGUCAUCACGCAGAAUUGGCGGAGGGCGGUCGUCGGUGA
Molecule: messenger RNA, 2625 nt
Organism: Prorocentrum cordatum
Lineage: Eukaryota; Dinophyceae; Prorocentrales; Prorocentraceae
Source: the annotation of a GenBank genome assembly